Messenger RNA from Colletotrichum navitas, 1190 nucleotides. RefSeq lists its product as uncharacterized. Gene Ontology annotation, biological process: mycotoxin biosynthetic process. The transcript is spliced from 8 exons. Lineage: Eukaryota; Fungi; Ascomycota; Sordariomycetes; Glomerellales; Glomerellaceae. The record is from RefSeq and is a predicted model, not a curated record. Bases 51 to 1040 code for a protein of 329 amino acids.
GUACUUACACAGCAGCACCACGCACGCAAUACACUAGCCCGUAAGCCAAAAUGCUCUACAGAGACCAAUACGCCUCCCUCUCUUCCAACAACGCCGACUGCGCCAGCGACGGCGAGCCGGAAGAGUACCCCCUGACACCUAACGGCCUCCAGCCUCGCCCGCCGCCCCGCCCCAAGUCCAGCAACCGGUACACGUACGCCAUCCUCGCCGUCCUCGCCCAGCUCGUCUAUACAACUCUGGUCCUCGUCGCCGCUCGCCAGUUCUAUUACAAGAGCAUCUGUCCAGCUGUCGCGGCGCCGGAUCGCUAUCGCGCGUGGGAUGCCCUACAAUACGAAGAGGUUCCCGCCGACCACGAGGAGCCUGACGACCACCACCCGUAUCUCGGUGCUCCGCGGCCCGAGCUCGAUCGGAAUUGGAACACGUUAUUGACGACGUUCCGCAACCGCGUCCCAAGUGCCGAGAUCCACAGGCUGGGUGUGGAGGAGGAGUCCAUCUGGCUGGAUGACGAUGAUGGUCAAUAUUAUGGAAGUGUGUGGGUUGGGCACAACCUGCACUGUAUUAAAUAUCUAUACAAUGGCCUGCAUCGCGAUCAUUACUAUCACAACAUGACCGCGGCUGAGGAGAAGUCGCAUUCCAGUCAUUUGCACCACUGCCUCCAGCGGCUCAUGGACGCGCUGAAAUGCCACCCAGACAUGUCCCCGCUGACUCUGCACUGGGUCGUCAAUGAGGCCGCCCCCAUAGUCAACUGGGACGGGGCGCGGCACACAUGCGCCAACUGGGACCGCGUCAUGGAGUGGGCUAGGAGCACUCACAUUGUCCCCGCUGGGAAAACUAGUCUCGCCGAGGUCGCCCGGCAUCCACUCUACGCGACGUUCCUCGAUGAGCACGGCCACGCCGAUUUCUUGAACCAGGAUGCAAUCGUCGAGUGGGAUAAGUUGUUUGCCAGACCGGAUUGGCAGGCGUGGGCCAGGGAACAUGGGAUUCCGGAAGGAACUAUUCCCGGGAAGGAGAUGCUGAGGAACAAACAUGUUGACGGGUAGAUGCCUUGGUUGCUGUUCUGUUGAUUGAGUUGGGUUGCCCGGAUGGCGUGGCGGAUGUGACUUGAUCAAUGCGGUGUGUAUUAAGUCAUUGGUAAUGUCGAUCAACAUGCGCAAAAGUACGUAACAGUAACAUGGUGUUUUGAUGUGAGG